AUGUCGGAAUCCGAUGCAAUGCAUCCUACGCCUACGCGCCAAAGCCACUCAUUAUUUGGCUCUAUCCGCAAACUCGGCCGCAAGAACAGCAAGUCCUCGCAGCGAUCAGAUACAUCAAUGUCACGAGACCUUGAUUCGACUCCCUCAUUCCGAGGCCCAACUGACUCUUCAGUUUCACCAUCUGGAGCUAGGGACAGGAUUGCUGCACCAAGGAGAACUCCAAGUCCACUUGCAAAUCCCUCACCAGCCACACGUCGACCAGAUCGCCCAGGCAUGAACGCCUUUACAGUUCCAUCGAAUGAGCCGCCACCAGCAUAUACUCCAUCCCCAACAGUCGGAUCAGGUCCGGCUCUGGCAACAGAGCUGGAAGCGUCACAGCCAAACGCUCCAUCCAGCAGCGGGGAAGAUCCAUAUUCUUUCCUAUCAACCUUCGACACCACUCUUCUGAUUGAUGACUCGGGCUCCAUGGCAGGACGUUCUUGGCGGGAGGUCUCUCAGGCGCUUUCUACAAUUGCACCUAUUGUUACCGCGCAUGAUAAUGAUGGUAUCGACGUUUACUUCAUGAACCACAAGUCUUCCGACGUAGGCGCACCUUCUGACGGUAUCGCUUCUGGUGGAUACAGGGGAAUCAAGAGAGCUGCCACGGUGACGGAAAUCUUCGCCACAGUACGACCGCAAGGCGGAACACCAACCGGUACUAGAGUGCACAAUAUUCUCAAACCUUACUUGGCGAAGCUGGAAAAAGAUACAGAAGAAGGCAAGGAAGUGAAGCCUUUGAAUCUCAUCGUCCUCACAGAUGGCGUACCCUCCGAUGACGUGGAAUCAGUCUUGGUCUCCGCAGCGAAGAAACUCGACAAGCUAGACGCACCCCCUUUCCAGGUCGGUGUGCAGUUCUUCCAAGUUGGUAACGAGCAAGGUGCCAAGGAGGCUCUCGAGGAACUCGAUGAUGAGCUCUGCAAUUUGGUAGAGGGUGGCGUGAGAGAUAUCGUUGACACCGUUACCUGGACCGGCGGUGCAAGCUCCAGUGAGGGUGGCGUGGGCUUAACUGGUGAAAGCAUUAUGAAAGUUCUGUUAGGAAGUGUAGUGAAGAGACUUGAUCGGAGACCAGCAAGUGGGAGUGCUAGAAGACAACGAUAG
Venustampulla echinocandica is the source of this 1137-nucleotide messenger RNA. RefSeq lists its product as uncharacterized. Bases 1 to 1137 code for a protein of 378 amino acids. Lineage: Eukaryota; Fungi; Ascomycota; Leotiomycetes; Helotiales; Pleuroascaceae. The record is from RefSeq and is a predicted model, not a curated record. The transcript has a single exon.